Molecule: messenger RNA, 870 nt
Organism: Arabis nemorensis
Lineage: Eukaryota; Viridiplantae; Streptophyta; Magnoliopsida; Brassicales; Brassicaceae
Source: the annotation of a GenBank genome assembly
AUGGUGAAAGCCGUCUUUUUUGCGAGGCAGAUGGCGAAGAAGAUUCGUGUUACGAUGCCGUCGAUGUCCGCAACACGCUUUGUCUCAACGGGCGAUAAUGGUCAACAGCAGAACCCUCCAGAUCCCUUGCCCAACAGACCUUUGCGAGGGGAGAGAUCUUCCAGCGAACCACCCGCUAGAUCUCGGAGUGAUGAUACUCUGUCCGACCAUGGCUUCCUCGAACAGUUCAAGCUUGGAGUCCAUCAUCAGGACUCAGGGGAAACCCCCAAAAUGGAACAAAUUCCCCAAGACCCCUUACCGCCGCCUGAAGAUUCCGAUGAGAUCUUCGAGAAGAUGAAGGAAGGUGGUCUCAUUCCUAACGCGGUCGCCAUGCUUGACGGCCUCUGCAAAGAUGGGCUUGUACAGGAAGCCAUGAAGCUUUUCGGGUUGAUGCGUGACAAGGGUAUCAUCCCUGAGAUCGUUAUCUACACUGCUGUCGUUGAGGGCUUUUGCAAGGCUCAUAAAAUUGAAGACGCUAAGAGGAUUUUCAGAAAAAUGCAGGCCAACGGGAUUGCCCCUAAUGCCUUCAGCUAUGGUGUCUUGGUUCAGGGAUUGUACAACUGCAACAUGCUUGACGAUGCUCUUGAUUUCUGUGGUGAGAUGCUCGAGUCUGGUCACUCUCCCAAUGUCCCCACUUUCGUCGGAUUGGUUGAUGCCUUGUGCAGAGAAAAGGGAGUCGAACAAGCCCAGUCUGCUAUUCAUAGCUUAAACCAAAAAGGACUUGCUGUUGAUUUAAAAGCUGUCCAGGAGUUCAUGGACAAAAGGGCUCCAUUUCCGGCUUUGGCUUGGGAAGCCAUAUUCAAGAAGAAACCAAUCGAGAAACCCUGCUGA